This is a messenger RNA of Capsicum annuum, 1778 nucleotides long. RefSeq lists its product as uncharacterized. Bases 619 to 1404 code for a protein of 261 amino acids. The record is from RefSeq and is a predicted model, not a curated record. Lineage: Eukaryota; Viridiplantae; Streptophyta; Magnoliopsida; Solanales; Solanaceae. The transcript has 5 exons.
GAAGAGUUAAAUUUAAUAAACUUAAAAUUAUUUAGAAGAGUAAGUAAAUAUUCUUAGAAUUAAUGAUCUAAAAUAAAUUUAUCAGACAAAGGGCGAAUUUAUGUCUUUUUGAAGAAAAAUACUCGUUACCAUGCACCAUCGACAAAGUAGUUAAUCCAGGCGAUAAAAAGAAAACAAGGAAAGUGCAAUGGCCACGUGUAUAUUAGGCUCCCCGUCGUUUAGAAAAAAAAGAGAAUAGAUACAAAAGGAGAAAAAGAGGGGGUCAAAUUUGUAACCCGAACCGUUUAAAGGCAAAGCAUUGUAUGCGAAGUUCCCAAUCCUGUAUGUACAACUCCUCCGCAAUAAAUGUAAAAGGGGAUAUAAUAGUAUAUAACUAUAUAAUAUUAUAUACGCACAAAUCAGAAUACAUAAAUAAAUUUACAAGAUUUUCAUUUCUCAUAUUAGUGAUAGAGAUAGAGAGAGGAGAUCCCAUAAACAAAUAGUUUCGUUUCAGUCUCUACAUAUAUAUAGUAGCCAUUGCCCCAUCGAUUCCUCUCUCACCGCCACCCCCUCUCUUUAGCCCUCUCCCUUUAACCCUUCUCAUACUAUAAUACUUGCAACAAUUGUAACACCUUUCAGAUGAAGGACGAUUGGGUAUCGGCUGCCUUGUCAGACGAUGCAGUGGUGGUGGAGCUGCUUUACCGACUCAAACACCAUCACCACCCAUCUUCUUCAUCGAAAAGUUUGCAUCUGACACUGCCGUUGAAUGGUUGGGGUCGCCAUAAGCCGAGGUCGAAGGCGUCAUCUCUAUCAUCAAUUAAGAAAGCGUAUACCACCACUACCAGAUGUAGCCCCACAACGCCUCUUUCCUGGAGUGGAGGUACUGCUUCACCUAGUGACGGCGGCUAUGAUGAGUCUAGUCGUCCACUAUCUUCCGAUCUAUCAUCCCCCUUCAGAUCUAAGGGCACUUUCACAUGCGAUACAAGUAAUAUUAGCAGCAGCUGCAGCAGCAAAAGAUCAAAAAAGAAGAGGCAGCAGAUAUUAACUCAACUUAAAGAGGAAGAGAACUUGCUACUAAAGGAGAGGGUACAUCUGAAGAGGGAACUAGCAUCCAUUCAUGUGACCCUCAAUGAACAAAGAAUUAAGAGUGAGAACUUGAAGAGAAUCAAGUUUGAUUUGAAUAUACAAUCCUCAAAUGACAUCAUCACUGCAGAAUCAGUGUCCAACCGCUGUAACUUGCUUGAACCAUCAAGAACUGACUGUACUGAUUCACUCUUGUCAAGACACACCAUAGAUGAUGACCUGGCAUCAUUUGAUUCACGUGGGGUAGAAAAUUUGAUGACUGAGAAUCAGAAUAGAGGCUUUUUUCUACCUGAUCUAAAUGCGAUGCCCUCAGAGGAUGAAAUUGGCAUGCCGUGGAACUAGGGGGCCAUAAGGAGAAACAACUAAUGUUGUUGACCUUCUUCCACAAAAAUACUAAGUAGGCUGUGAAUGAUAAUUGUUAGCAACUUCUUGCUUGGGCAGAGGAGCAGUUUGUAAAUUUAAGAUAAAGAUCUUCAGGCUGAGACGAAGUCUCAGAUGCAGUGACUUAAGCAACUCACUAAAUGCCAGUUUUUGACAAGCAAACGAAGCCAUUGAGUCUACGCCGAAGGUUCUUAAGGGUAGUGUAGGAAGAUCUUAACAGCUAAUAUGUAGAAACUUUAGAAAGUUCUUUUGCAGUUUUUUUCCUGAUAGUUAUUGUUCUUACCAUACAUUUUAUUAUCCUGGACAUAAAUGAAUCUUUUAUUCUUUUGUCUAUA